Parathielavia appendiculata is the source of this 1101-nucleotide messenger RNA. Its product is annotated as histone acetyltransferase GCN5-like protein. NCBI's taxonomy places the organism in Eukaryota, Fungi, Ascomycota, Sordariomycetes, Sordariales, Chaetomiaceae. Gene Ontology annotation, cellular component: histone acetyltransferase complex. The record is from RefSeq and is a predicted model, not a curated record. Gene Ontology annotation, molecular function: histone H3 acetyltransferase activity; protein binding. The transcript has 5 exons. Gene Ontology annotation, biological process: positive regulation of transcription by RNA polymerase II; chromatin remodeling. The coding region runs from base 1 to 1101 and encodes 366 amino acids.
AUGGCCAAAGCAGACGCGCACUCCGUUCUAGCCGACUUGGAGCACGCUCUUCCCGCUACGAAGCGCGCACCGUCCGAAGAACCAAGCACGGCCUCCGAUCCCAAAACAAUCAAGCUCGCUCAUGAGGGGAUGCCAGACGCGGCAGCUCACCCCCCAGCACACGAGAAGAUUGAAUUUCGAGCCGUCAAUAAUAAUGGCAGCCGAAAGCACAUGAUCAUCUUGACGGGUCUCAAAUGCCACUUGCAGGAGCAGCUGCCGGGAUUGCCUAUGUAUCAAAUCGCACGUCUCGUCUACGACCGCACCCAUCUCUCCAUGGCCAUCGUCAAACACCCUCUCGAAGUUAUUGGCGGGAUACCAUUUCGAGAAUUUCGAGGCCGCAAGUUCGCUGAAAUUGUCUUCUGCGCCGUGUCCUUCAACCAGCAAGCGCACCUAAAGGAUUAUGUCAAGGCCACUUCUCCGCUAAUGCACUUCCUGACCUACGCCGAUAACUAUGCUACUGGGUAUUUUCAAAAACAAGGCUUCACCAAGGAUAUGACUCUCGACAAAUCUAUCUGGAUGGGGUAUAUCAAGGAUUACGAAGGAGGUACACUCAUGCAAUGCUCGAUGUUCCCCCGGAUCUGCUACCUCGAAGUCGGUCGUAUGCUGCUCAAGCAGAAGGAGGCGGUACAAGCCAAGAUCCGGACCCUGAGCAAGAGCCACAUCAUCCACCAACCGCCUCAGCAAUGGGCCGCCGCCAGCGGGACCCUAGCACGGGCGCAGCCACGCCACGGGCCUCACUUCAACGAACCCCGACGCUUCCUGUAUCAGAUCCAGAACCACAAACAGGCGUGGCCCUCCCCCAACCCGGCCAACAAGGACGAAGUCCCUGAUUACUACAACGUCAUUGCGUCACCGAUGGAUCUGUCGACCAUUGAGGAGCGGCUCGAGGCUGAUGCUUAUGCUGCCCCGAGGGAUACGCUCAAAGAUCCCGAGUUGAUCUUCAGCAAUUGUCGGCAGUACAAUGACGCAACGACGGUAUACGCCAAGUAUGCGACCAAGCUGGAGAGGUAUAUGUGGGGUCUCAAGGUGCCGGAGUGGUUUGAUUCGCUUGAAGAGGAGUGA